Molecule: messenger RNA, 1123 nt
Organism: Myxocyprinus asiaticus (Chinese sucker)
Lineage: Eukaryota; Metazoa; Chordata; Actinopteri; Cypriniformes; Catostomidae
Product: corticoliberin-1
Exons: 3
Coding region: 225-713 (162 amino acids)
Cellular component (GO): extracellular region
Molecular function (GO): hormone activity
Source: RefSeq, a predicted model, not a curated record
UGUAUGUUUGGGUUGGCUGCACACUGAUUCUGCUGGAGUUACUGGAGUAAGAUGCAAUCCUACACUUCUGAUGGAGUUUGACGGCACCUGGUCACCAUCCACUUUUGUUAUAUAGAAGAAAGCAGUUCGGACAUUCUGCUAAACCUAUCCUUUGGGUUUCCACAGAAUAAAGAAAUUCAUUCAAGUUUGGAACAACAGGAGGAUUCUUCUCGCCACUCUUUGACAUGAAGCUCAAUCUUCUCGUUACCACCGUGGCUCUACUCGUUGCCUUUCCACCACCUUAUGAAUGUAGAGCCAUUGACAGCAGCUCCAACCAGCCAGCCACGGACCCCGAUGGAGAGCGACAGUCAGCACCGGUUCUGGCGCGCUUGGGAGAGGAGUACUUCAUCCGGCUCGGUAACAGAUAUCAAAAUUCUCUCCGGUCUUCACCUGACACGUACCCCGAGACAUCCCAGUAUUCCAAAAGAGCACUGCAGCUCCAGUUAACGCAGCGUCUGUUGGAGGGCAAAGUUGGAAACGUCGGCCGCUGGAAUGGCAAUUACGCGCUCCAGGCGCUCGACUCCGAGGAGAGAGAGCGCAGGUCGGAGGAGCCGCCGAUUUCCCUGGAUCUGACCUUUCAUCUGCUACGAGAAGUACUAGAGAUGGCCAGAGCCGAACAAUUGGCCCAGCAAGCUCACAGCAACCGCAAAAUGAUGGAAAUAUUCGGGAAGUAACCGCGACCAAACCCAUCUGCCAAAGAUAUUUUUACAUUUAGCACAAACAUAAAUAUUCUGUACCAUAGUGCUGCUUAUCCAUCACGAUCUAUUUAUACCGAUGACUUACAGUAUGUAUUUGUAGAUAUUUCAAUGAAAGCGAAUAGAGUUGGUGUAUAUGACCAUGACUGGUAAAUUGUUCAGAUGCGCAAAACUGUCAUCAAUCUCCAUCAGUGUUAUUGUAUAAGUGAUCAUUCAGAGCUGUAGAUGGUUCAAAACGGAUUUCUUAAAAAAAAUAAAAAAUAAAGAGAGAGAGAGAGAGAGAGAAGAAUUUAAUAUUUUCAAGUACUUUAUUAUUUUAUCUGACAGACUUGAGUUUCAUUGUAACAUACAGUACAUUGUUUAAGUUUGUUAAUAAACUAAUGAGCAAC